Messenger RNA from Schizophyllum commune H4-8, 3363 nucleotides. RefSeq names its product heme peroxidase. Gene Ontology annotation, biological process: response to oxidative stress. Gene Ontology annotation, molecular function: oxidoreductase activity, acting on paired donors, with incorporation or reduction of molecular oxygen; peroxidase activity; iron ion binding. The coding region runs from base 1 to 3363 and encodes 1120 amino acids. The transcript has 24 exons. The record is from RefSeq and is a predicted model, not a curated record. Lineage: Eukaryota; Fungi; Basidiomycota; Agaricomycetes; Agaricales; Schizophyllaceae.
AUGUCCAUCAUUCAGCGCCUCGCUGGCGGCGCCGACUUCGUGCUCGCGAGCACGGCGCCCGUCGACACCGACGGUGGAAAGCCACGACCGCGUUAUGUCGUCGGUCAGAAGCUCGAUGAGCUCGUUCAGUACCUGAAGAACCCGCCCGCGCAACUCGACAGUCUGGUGAGCAUCAGCAUCCCCUACAUUCUGGACGCAAAACUGACGAAAUGCUCCGAGCCCGCUUACCUCGACGCGGUCAAGCACAUGCAUUCUGGCCUUGACGAUCGCAAGCUGUUGCCUGCGCAGUUGGAGCACUUGCUCACCCUCAUGGCGCGCCUCGGCAGCGGCAAUGACUUUUCGAGCAGGGUCCAAGAGGCGGUCAUUGAUUUACUCUACAAGGACCUGCCCCACCCUCCGGCAUGCUACCUCUCCGUGCUACACCAAGCGGGCCUCAAUCUCAACGUCCCGCUCGCGAACGUCAAUUACGCCUAUCGCACCGCGGACGGAUCCUACUACAACCCUCUCUUUCCUACCCUAGGCAUGGCUGGUACACCAUACGCCCGAUCGGUGCCCUCAGCGAACUGUACUCCUCUCAAUAAUCUACCUGACGCCGGCCUUGUGUUCGAUACACUACUUCGACGCAAGGAAGGCACUUUCAAGGAGCACGAAGGCGGGAUGUCAAGCCUUUUCUUCGCUAUGGCCGACCUAAUAAUUCAUUGUAUAUUCGAUACCGACCAUAAGGAUAUAACGAAGAACAACACGAGCAGCUACCUGGACCUGAGUAUCCUCUAUGGUAAUUCGGAAGAGCAAUUGAACGGCGUCCGCCGCCACGAUGGCACUGGGCGCCUCUGGGACGACGUAUUCGCAGACCGCAGACUGCUCCUCAUGCCACCGAGCACGUGCGCGCUGCUCGUGCUCUUUUGUCGCAAUCAUAAUCACAUCGCCCAGCGCAUCCUCGAUAUCAACGAGAAGGGCAAGUACCGCUCCGUCGACAGCUUCAGCGACGAUGCUCGCAAGGCGCAGGACGAUGAGAUCUUCCACCGGGCGCGAUUGGUGAAUUGCGGGUUCUUUAUGCAGGUCAUCUUGGCUGACUACGUCGGCGCAAUCCUCGGCCUCGUCCGCGACGGGCUACCGUGGCGGCUGGAUCCCCUCAUGACGAUGCGGAGGGAGAGCCACGAGUUCUCGCCGCAGGGAGAGGGCAAUGUGGUGUCGAUUGAGUUCAAUUUGUUGUACCGAUGGCACGCCGCCCUCUCUGCUCAGGACACCAAGUGGACCGAGGGUCUUUUCAAGAGCGUGUUCGGUCAGGACGUUGACUUUGAUAAGGUCACUCCCACUGACUUCAAGCGCGUCGUCGGACGCAUGUUCGGCCAGCCGCAAGACCCGCGCACGGCGACGUUCACUGACUACGCCGGUCAGCGGCUCGAGAGGCAUCCGGAAGAGGGGGCCGCCACUCCAGAUGGUGCCGGCCGUUUUGCGGACGCGGAUCUGGCGCGGGUGUUGCAGGACGCAACGAGUUGGCGAGCCGGCUCGUACGGUGCUCGCGCUAUUCCCGCUGCGCUCCGUGUGAUCGAGGUGAUGGGUAUCGAGCAAAGUAGGGAGUGGGGGACGUGUUCGCUCAACGAGUUUCGCCACUUCAUGGGCUUGAAGAAGUACGACAGCUUCAAGGACUGGAAUCCGGAUCCUGUCGUUCACAAGCAAGCCGAGACGUUGUACAAGGACAUCAACAACCUUGAGCUACACGUCGGCAUGCAGGCAGAAGCCAUCAAGACGCCAGGUCCAGGAGCAGGCCUUUGUCCGGGAUACACAAUUUCGCGUGCGAUUUUGGGCGAUGCCGUUGCGCUGACGCGAGGCGAUAGGUUCUUGACAACUGAGUAUACUCCGAACAAUCUGACGCGCUGGGGGUUCAAGUACAGCCAUGUCGAUCCGGACGAUGGCUCUGUCGGUGGCAUCCUUCCGCGCAUGCUGCUCGCAACGUUGCCGGACCACUAUCCCUCGGGAAGCGCAUACACCCACUUCCCGUUCCUCGAACCCGCCUACAUCCGGAACGAGAUGCGCAAGCGAGGAGACAAGAACUUAGACAGAUAUACAUGGGAUCGCCCUGCCGUCCCUGCGCCCUUGACUGUCAUAUCGACCUGGGCUGAGGCAGUGGAGGUGCUGGACACGCAGAAGGCCCGCUUCGUGUCGUCGUACCCGCAGCGACUGAAGGACGUCACGGGUGUGGAUGCGGACUCAAAGCUGCUCGCAAGGAAGACCUUGCUGCGGCUCGCGCCACGUUUGCCGGCAUACUUCGCGUCCAAGACCAUGGAGUUGAUCAAUGCGAGUCCGGUAACAUAUGUCGAUGCGGAUACGAAGACGGUCGAUAUUGGGCGCCAUGUUAUCAACUUGCUACCGGUGCAUUGGAUAUCGCAGCAGCUCGCUUGCAUUGCGCUCAAGACGGAGAGCAACCCAUUGGGUACGGAGUACGAGAGCGACGUGUGCGACAUGUUCGAGAAUGUGUGCAGAUACGUCUACCUCGACAACGACACCUACAACCACUUCCGGCUGCAGACGGACGCCAGGAAAGCGUUCGAGCAUCUCACGUCGUUCACCGCCCGCAAACUGCGCGCGAUGACUGGCUCGAGAAUAUCCGUGUCAGGCAUCACUCAAACCCUGUCGCGUUUCAUACUCAAGGAAGACGAUAGCACGCCUUUCCUCCGUGCUCUUCUUGAAGGCAGCGAUGGCGCCGACGCUGAUACCCUUGCGGCACACCUCUUCGCGGAGGUCGUCCCUACGGCGGCGCACUUCUCGCGCAUCGUCAUGCAGGUCGUGGACUUCUUCCUGGGCAGCGACGAGGAGGGCGACGAGAAGAGGCAGGCGAGAGAGGCUAUCGUGGCGUUGGCGUCGCAGUGCACGGCGGAGGCGGACAAGCAGGUUAUGAAGUAUGUGGAUGAGGCGCUGCGCCUUGAACCGGCGGUAUCGGGCGUAUACAGAACUGCAUCUGCUGCUGCAGUCGUCGGGAACCAGCGCAUUGAGGCGGGUCAGCGCGUGUAUGUAGCACUGUCGGCGGCGAAGCAGGAUUCAUCGGUCUUCGGCGCAGACACAAGCACUGCUGACUUCAAGAGGAGUACGCCAUCGUCGACCCGUCUUGGGCUGCCGGACUCCGGCUUGCUGAUACCACAGUUAUUCGACCGAAUAUUGCCGCGUGUGCUCGGGGUGAUCUUUGGGUUGAAGAACCUUCGUCGCGCGCCUGGGCAGUCGGGAGUGAUGAGCAGCUUCACGCAGACGCUGCACGGUGCGCCCGAGAAGCUGUUCUUUGACUUCGAUGGGAACGUUACGCCAAUCCCAGAGUCACUCUUCGUCGAGGUGAGAGCGCCGUAUCCAGCGGCUUGCUGCGCACACUGA